Messenger RNA from Juglans regia (Persian walnut), 501 nucleotides. Its product is annotated as arp2/3 complex-activating protein rickA-like. NCBI's taxonomy places the organism in Eukaryota, Viridiplantae, Streptophyta, Magnoliopsida, Fagales, Juglandaceae. The coding region runs from base 1 to 501 and encodes 166 amino acids. The record is from RefSeq and is a predicted model, not a curated record. The transcript has a single exon.
AUGUUUGCAAAGGUUUUCUUUGUGGUGGUAUUCUCAAUGCUGCUCAUCAUGAUCAGCACUACCGAUGCAGCUCGAAUCUUGGAUGAGCUUACAACGUCGCCCUUUAAGCACCACGAGAUUUAUCGGCCUGUCGUGAGUACCCGCCGUUUAGUUCUAUCACCAACACCAACGAUCGACCGUUUAGUUCCAGGUGGACCCAAUCCUAUGGAACCACCACCGACACCUACGCUCAUGACGAUCGACCGUUUAGUUCCAGGUGGACCCAAUCCUAUGGAACCACCACCGACACCUAUGACGAUCGACCGUUUAGUUCCAGGUGGACCCAAUCCUAUGGAACCACCACCGACACCUACGCUCAUGACGAUCGACCGUUUAGUUCCAGGUGGACCCAAUCCUAUGGAACCACCACCGACACCUACGCUCAUGACGAUCGACCGUUUAGUUCCAGGUGGACCCAAUCCUAUGGAACCACCACCGACACCAAUAGGAACAAUAAAUUAG